ACUAUUUACAGAAAAAACUUGUUAGUCCUUUAAAAUCUAAAAAUAAUCAUUUAAAACUCGUUUAAAUUAAAAACAGUAUAGUGUAUUCAAAGAAAUAACAAAAAUGCUUAAAGUUAAUUAGCAUUAGAGUCAAUUGAAGGCAAUAAAUAUUGUCUUAAAGGGGCUGGUGCAAACAAACGAAAAAAAUUAGCAGUAAAUAGAAAGAAAAAGAAACCGGACGCGUGUCUUUUAUUAUUUUUAUCGAUGAUAAAGUCUACUUAUUUAGCCUGCCAGCAAAAAGUAAUUGCUGUAAAAAAUUCUUUGUAAAAUUCAUUACAAACGCAAGAGAUAGCCCCGACGAAUAGUGCUAUAAAUGAUUGUAACUAAGCUACUACAAAAUUUGUUUUAAACAAACCGAAGAAUUGCUAUUGCUUGUUACUAUAGCAAACAACGGAAGAUCAGCGCUUACCGGCAAAUAGCCUGUAAUACCUCGAUAUAAAGUCAAUAUGUAUUGCUUACAAUGUUUGUUGCCGGUGCUGUUGUUGCCAAAGCCCACCAAUCCUGCUCUUAUGGAAACACAUGUAAUGUUUAUUGUGCUGUAUUUAAUUGGUUUCUUUCUGGAGCGCAAACCCUGCACCAUUUGUAGUCUUGUGUUCUUAACAGCUGUUUUUCUCAUCUGCUACAGUGGUGUUGGCAAUUGCAUCUUCUGGGGCAACUGUGAGGGACAUCAAUGUGAAAAUGGCUAAACCCUGGUGAUAAGAAUUGUGAUAAUUUUAGUGUUAAUAAGAUCUUUUGGACUUUUCAAACCAGACACGAUAGUUUAAAUACAUUUAGAUGUAUGAGAGAUAGCAGAGUGGAUACCAUAAAUCAUUUUUAAAGACAAAAUAAUGUAAACCCCCCCAAAAACACAGAAACCGUAGUCUUCGUAGAUGUCAAGUGCUUUUAAAAUUUAAGGCAUGUAAAAAAUUUAAAAAUACGCUUUUUACACGAUUUCUAGACGACACCUUUUAAUAAUAUUAAAACAAUAAAUGAUUAAACGAUUAAAUUUUAAAAGCCUAAGUGACGACGAUUUUAAAAUAAUUUAUAACAAAAAAAAUUUAAUAAUAAUUAAUAAAUAUUAACAAGAGUGGUUGUUAUUUUAUGUAAACGAAACAAAAAAAGAAAAUUAAGUUUAAUUCAUUUAAUAAUUUCAUACCUAGAAAUUAUAGUGUAUAAUUCAUAAGAAUUUGUUUUAUCGUUUUGUGUUUAUUUUCUUUUAAAUGUAGUUAAACAUUUGAGAUUUUGUAAAUAUGUAUUACUGAUUUAAAAGAAAUUGUUUUUAAAUUGUUUUUUCACAUAACAUUUUUUUUUAGAAUUUUUAAGUAAAGAUCUAUAUUUAAUUUGUAUUACUGCGGUAAACGUAACAAAUUUAGUCAAACAAAUUAAAACAAAUAAAUUUAAAAUUACAAUUAAAUGAACAAA
This is a messenger RNA of Calliphora vicina (urban bluebottle blowfly), 1440 nucleotides long. It is a transcript of the gene bc10, whose product is annotated as bc10. Bases 486 to 725 code for a protein of 79 amino acids. The record is from RefSeq and is a predicted model, not a curated record. Lineage: Eukaryota; Metazoa; Arthropoda; Insecta; Diptera; Calliphoridae. The transcript is spliced from 2 exons.